Molecule: messenger RNA, 2139 nt
Organism: Sporisorium graminicola
Lineage: Eukaryota; Fungi; Basidiomycota; Ustilaginomycetes; Ustilaginales; Ustilaginaceae
Exons: 1
Coding region: 1-2139 (712 amino acids)
Biological process (GO): transmembrane transport
Molecular function (GO): transmembrane transporter activity
Source: RefSeq, a predicted model, not a curated record
AUGUCUUUAUCACAACCCCUAUCUACAUCACAUCUCGCCCCACCCGGCGCCACAAGCUCACACUUGCCACCAUCAUACACGCCUGAUGAUGCGCCAACAGUCUCACACCAACUCACAGCAAGUCAUGCAUCUACCGCGGUCUCUCGGACGUCGUUUUCGGACGAAGAUCCGGCGAGCACCACGUUGCGCAGCAGCAUGGAGACGAGCGACUCGUCGACGCGUGGCAAGGCGAAACUCACUGCUCGCGUGCACUUCUUCCUCGUAUUUUCAGCGCUGUGCGUGUCAUCGUUCCUGUCGGCGUUGGAUCUGACGACGGUAUCGACCGCGCUGCCAACAAUUGUCGCGGACCUGCAGAACGACGCGAUCAAGUUCGGUAAGCAUCGGCAUAAUGCCACUAUGCCCAUCGCUCCUCCGUCUGGAAGCAGUGGAGGCGGAAGCGGCAGCGGAGGUGAGGGAGGCACGUACAUCUGGAUCGGCGCGGCGUACACGAUUGCAGGCAUGUCGAUCCUGCCCAUGACCGGCGGGCUGUGCGAGAUCUGGGGCCGCAAGGCGAUCCUCAUCACGUCGCUGCUGUUCUUCCUGUUUGGGUCGGUCGUCUGUGGGGCGAGCCAUUCGUUGGAGAUGAUGAUCGUCGGGCGUGCGUUGCAGGGCAUUGGGGAUGGGGGGAUCAUCUCGCUUGCUGAGAUCGUGGUGGCCGAUCUGGUGAGUCUGAGCGAGAGGGGCACGUACGAGGGGAUCUUGGGCGUGGUGUGGGCCGGGGCGAGCGCCAUCGGUCCGCCCAUCGGUGGCGUCUUUUCGCGCAAGGACAAGUGGCGCUGGCUGUUCUGGUUGAACAUCCCCAUCACGGUCGUGGCCAUCAUGAUGAUCAGCUGCUUUAUGAACAUGAAGACCCCGCAGACCGACGUGCGCUCCAAAGUCAAGAGCAUGGACUGGACGGGCAAUGCGCUGCUCAUCCUUGCCACGUGCGGGCUGGGGCUGUCGCUCACCUGGGGCGGCGCCAAGUACUCCUGGAUCAGCGUGCCCGUGCUCGUGCCGCUCGUCGUAUCGAUCCUGCUCUUCGUAGCCUUUUUUUACUUGGAGCUGUUCAAGCUCAAGAACCCCACCGUCCCACGGGCACUGCUGUCGAACCGCACUGCGGUCAGCGCGCACCUCACCAGCUUUGCGCACGGCGUUAUCACGAUGGCCAUCAUCUAUGUCAUCCCGACCUACUUCCAGGCGGUCAAGCUCUCGUCGACCAUCAUGUCCGGCUGGAUGGUGCUGCCGUUCAGCUGCACCGUCGCGUUUACCGCGAUUGGGUUUGCGAUCAGCAUCGAGGUCAUGCAGCGCUAUGUGCCGCACAACCACCUAGGCUGGCUGUUUACGCUGCUGGGCGUGCCGCUGCUCUUGCUGCUUGGUGUCAACUCGCAUGCGGCGACGUGGGUGCUGGUGCAAAUUCCGAUUGCGAUUGGGUGUGGAAUCUUGUUUGUCGCGCCCCAGUUCCCCGUACUUGCAUCGGUGGCGGUGGAGAUGGCGUCCAAGGCGCUCGCGCUGCAGCUGUUCUUCGCGUCUUUUGGCCAGACUCUGGGGAUCAUGCUGGCAGAAGCAGUGUUCCAGUCGUCCGUGCACAAGGCCAUCAAGUCGGAAACCAUCCAACGCCUGGCGGCAAAUGGCUCGCUCCCCUUCAACAUCGAAGACAUCUCCUCUCCCUACUCGAUGCACUUUGGUGCGCUGCGACACCUCACCCCAGAGGCGAGCUUCGCCGUGCGCAGCGUGUACAACUCGGCGCUGCGCCACGUCUGGAUCCUUCUCAUCCCCUUCGCCGUGGUCGGCUGGGGACUGUGCUUCCUGAUGAGGGAGAUCGAGAUGCACGACGAGGUCGACGAGCGCUUUGCCGCCGACGUGCUUACGCAGGACGAGUACGACGGCCGCAACGGCGACAGGGAGAAGGGUCUCCUCGUCCAGUCGCCUGUUGCUAAGCCACUGGGAGCUGCGGUGCUCGACACACCCGCGAUCGAGGCUGAAGACAAGUCGCUGUGGACCACCAACCCGACGCCUGCCAAGGAAGAGGACGAUAGCAUGCUCGAACCGUCGAGCUCAAUGCAGUUGCUUCAACUCCCCACCGUCGGCGAUCAUGGUCAUCACCAUCACCCCAACUCAUAA